Molecule: messenger RNA, 1796 nt
Organism: Jatropha curcas
Lineage: Eukaryota; Viridiplantae; Streptophyta; Magnoliopsida; Malpighiales; Euphorbiaceae
Product: GDP-L-galactose phosphorylase 1
Biological process (GO): glucose metabolic process
Cellular component (GO): cytoplasm
Molecular function (GO): GDP-D-glucose phosphorylase activity
Source: RefSeq, a predicted model, not a curated record
ACCUAAAAAGCUCCGAUUGAUAGUAGCAGAGAAAAAGGGAUCCAAACCUCUAAUCCAUAAUUACCGCAAGAACCAGACUAGGAGGAGAAUAAGAAGAAGAAGAAAACCUCGGAUAAUCCCAAUAGAUAGUACCACUCCUUCCCCAUACGGCGGUUGGGGUGCCCUUCCUUCCGACGGCGGUUCUCCUUCUGACCUCCACUUCCUUGCCGAUGGCGGCAGCCAUAUAGCCGCCUCUUUCUAUAUAGACACAUACAUAUAUAUAUAUAGUUUAUAUAAAUAUAUUUUUUUGUUCAUAUAUUACAUGGGUGUAAAUAUUUGUUAUUAUUAUAAAGAAGAAAGAUGUUGACCAUUAAGAAGGUACCAACGGUGGUUUCAAAUUAUCAGGAGGAGAAUUCCGAAAGAAACCUUGAAGGGUGUGGCCGGAAUUGCCUUGGAAACUGUUGCUUACCUGGCUCGAAUUUGCCUCUAUAUUCAUUUAAAAAAGAUACAGAGAAAUCAAUAGAAAAUGGGAUGGUGAGGUCAUCCCAAGAUAGGCAACAGGCUCAAAUAUGUUUCUUGCACAAUCUGUUGUUGGGUCAAUGGGAGGAUAGGAUGACUCGUGGACUUUUUCGCUACGAUGUAACUACUUGCCAGUCAACAAUCAUUCCAGGCAGAUAUGGUUUCAUUGCACAGCUUAACGAGGGGCGUCAUCUCAAGAAAAGGCCUACUGAAUUCAGGGUCGAUAAGGUACUUCAAGAUUUCGAUGAGAGUAAGUUCAAUUUCAAUAAAAUAGGACAAGAAGAAGUCCUUUUCAGGUUCGAACACGGCCUUGAUGAUAAGAAGAGUGAGUUCUUUCCUACUGCACCUGCCUCUGUCGAUUCCAACUCUCCUAAUGUUGUUGCUAUCAAUGUGAGUCCAAUUGAGUAUGGUCAUGUUCUUCUUAUACCUCGUAUUCUGGAUUGCUUGCCUCAAAGGAUUGAUAGUGAGAGUUUCUUGCUUGCUGUUUACCUGGCUAAAGAAGCAUCCGAUCCUUUCUUUAGAGUUGGUUACAACAGUUUGGGUGCUUUUGCUACCAUUAAUCAUCUUCAUUUCCAGGCAUAUUAUUUAGCAGUAUCCUUUCCAGUUGAGAAAGCUCCUACUAAAAGAAUAACAUUGAAGGGUACUCGAGAUAAAGGUGUGGUAGUGUCACGCCUUUUGAAUUAUCCAGUGAAAGGUCUUGUCUUUGAAGGUGGAAAUACAAUUGAGGAUCUUUCUGAUUCAGUUUCUAGUUCUUGCAUUUACCUCCAGAACAACAAUGUCCCCUUCAAUGUGUUGAUUGCUGAUUGUGGAAACCGUAUCUUUCUGUUCCCUCAGUGUUAUGCAGAAAAACAAGCGCUUGGAGAAGUAAGCCAGGAGCUUUUGAACACUCAAGUGAAUCCAGCAGUUUGGGAGGUUAGUGGACAUAUAGUGCUUAAAAGAAGGAAAGAUUUUGAGGAUGCAUCAGAGGCAUAUAUAUGGAGACUUCUCGCAGAGGUUUCUGUAUCAGAAGAAAGGUUUCAAGAGGUGACGACUCGGGUCUUGGAAGCUGCAGGGUUUGAAGAGGUUAAAAAAUUCUUUAUGUGGAAUCAAAUGGGAGAUCAAUUGAAUUGGAGCAACAACGGCCACAGACUUGAAGCAUUCAUAUUAAUUCUUUUCUUGCUCUUAAAACGUGUGUAAAAUUGAACAGAUUCUGUUUCUGUUUUUCAAUUUUCAUUAGAGCAUUGCAGAAGAUAUCUUUGAAUGUAUUAUUUAUCAAUAUUUUAAAAAUUGGACUGGACGUUGAACUGGAUUGAUAACUA